Molecule: messenger RNA, 7048 nt
Organism: Myodes glareolus (Bank vole)
Lineage: Eukaryota; Metazoa; Chordata; Mammalia; Rodentia; Cricetidae
Gene: Bcl2
Product: BCL2 apoptosis regulator
Biological process (GO): release of cytochrome c from mitochondria; negative regulation of apoptotic process; extrinsic apoptotic signaling pathway in absence of ligand
Cellular component (GO): mitochondrial outer membrane
Molecular function (GO): BH domain binding
Source: RefSeq, a predicted model, not a curated record
CCACCCCCCACCCCAUUUUUCGGAAAACGUAUUGGCCUUUCGGAGUUUAAUCAGAAGAGGAUUCUCGUCCCCGUUUCCCCCGCUCUUCCGUCGUCCGUCUCCCUCGCGUGUUUCUGUCGUGGAGGGCUGAAGCAAUCCGGUGGCUACCGGUCCAUGCCUGCGCUCGAGCGUGUGUGUGCGAGUGUAAAUUGCCGAGAAGAGGGGGAAAUCACAGGACUUCUGCAAAUGCUGGACUGAAAAUUGUAAUUCAUCUGCCGCCGCUGCUGCUUUUUUGGCAACGCUGUCGUGCUCUUGAAAUCUCCGAUUGGAAUUCCUACGGGUUAACAUUUUCAGUGAAGCCGAAGUGUGGGGACGCAAUCUGGAAACCCUCUUGAUUUUUACUCCACCUAGCCCCCCACCUCCAACUACUGAUUCAUUGCAAGUUUCAAAGACGCUUAUGCAAGGAGACUUUUGAAGAUCAAUGGUGUCGUUGCCUUAUGUAUUUGGGUUUUACCAAAAAAGAGAGAAACUUGACAGAAGAUCAUGCCGUCCUUAAAAAAUACAGUAAGUUUUUUGCACAGGAAUUUGGUUUAAUGUAACUUUCAACGGACGCAUUUCAAUUUUUCUUUUCUUUCUUUUUCUUUUUUUUACUUUAAAUGCAUUCGAACAAAUUCAGUUUCCAGACAGUUUAGUUCGUUCUCUUUAGCGUGUAACUUGUAGCGGAUAUGCCCUUCCUCCCCUGAGAAUAUAAAGAAGAACACACCUGAUUUUAACUUGCUAGGUCGUCCCGCCCCUCACCUUUCAGCAUUGCGGAGGAAGUAGAAGGAUAUUAACGCAGCUUAAUAAAUAAUGUGCCUCAUGAAAUAAAGAGCCAAAAGGAAUUUGAAUAAAAAUUUCCUGCAUCUCAUGCCAAGGGGGAAACACCAGAGUCAAGUGUUCCGCGUGACUGAAGACACCCCCUCAUCCAGGAAUGCAAAAGCACAUCCAAUAAAAGAACUGGAUUAUAACGAUCAUUUUUUUUCUUUUCUUUUUUUCUUUUGGGGCCGUGGGGCGGGAGUCGGGACGAGAAGUGCUGUUGGUACCUGCAGCUUUUUUGGGGGAAGGAUGGCGCAAGCCGGGAGAACAGGGUAUGAUAACCGGGAGAUCGUGAUGAAGUAUAUCCAUUAUAAACUGUCACAGAGGGGCUACGAGUGGGAUGCGGGAGAUGUGGACGCCGUGCCCCGGGGGGCCGCCCCCACCGCUGGCAUCUUCUCCUUUCAGCCUGAGAGCAACCCAUCGCCCGCUGUGCACCGGGACACGGCUGCCAGGACGUCGCCACUAAGGCCCAUAGUCGCCACUGCUGGGCCUGCGCUCAGCCCGGUGCCACCUGUGGUCCACCUGACCCUCCGCCGGGCUGGGGAUGACUUCUCCCGUCGCUACCGUCGCGACUUCGCGGAGAUGUCCAGUCAGCUGCACCUGACGCCCUUCACCGCGAGGGGACGCUUUGCUACGGUGGUGGAGGAACUCUUCAGGGAUGGGGUGAACUGGGGGAGGAUUGUGGCCUUCUUUGAGUUCGGUGGGGUCAUGUGUGUGGAGAGCGUCAACAGGGAGAUGUCACCCCUGGUGGACAACAUCGCCCUGUGGAUGACUGAGUACCUGAACCGGCAUCUGCACAACUGGAUCCAGGAUAACGGAGGCUGGAUCUAACCCAGACUUGAAGGUCUUGAUGUAUGAGAUUAUUCAUCACCUUAUCAUUAAAGGAAGCAAGGCUUGAGCAAGGUUCUCACAGAAGGAGCAAGGUGGAUUUUACCUCUAUCAGUGUGUAGCUCAAGUAUUAAGAGAAUUGGAAUGAAGCCAUGAAGAUAAAUGAUCUCCGAUAAAAUCAAGCAGCCUGCUGAAGCUGAAAGUCAGUUCAGGUCAACAUUCCCAAAGAUGAGAGACUUAAGAUUUCAUUUCUAAAGACACUGACCAAUAGGAAGAGCAACAGGGCAGUCACACUGUUAGCCCAGUAGCUUUGGCUACAUUUAUGUUCUGGUUCAAACAGUCUCACAGCCUAUCUGUGGUUUCGAGAACCCUCAUCUCUUGACAUAAUGCCAGUUUCAAGCCUUGUUACUCACCGUUUGUCAUGUGUUUGAGAAAGAUCAUAUGAUUUGUUUACUUGUAAUGAAGGUUGACCAUGCUCCUCCAGGGGCUUUUAAAGUGACGGAUGUGUCAACUUGCAGAUUUGUCCCCAUGAAUGAAACCACAAACAAAUUCUCUUCUGUCUUCCCACCCCCACUCCCUGCCUUCUUCUAUGGCCAUCUGUGCCUCGUUUCCUUUGCCAGCCCCUCUUCAAGUGGCUUAUCUUUGAGUGAAUUCAGAAACUUCAAAUUAUAAAGGACACCCAGAUAAUUGGCCUGGUCUCCAAACUAUCUGUCCCCUGAACAGCUGCCAGAUUCCUUCUUAAUGAAUACGUCCACUGACAGAGAGAUGUUGAGCUCGCCCAUAUCCGUGAGAAAAUGAGCUCCCCUGCUCUGCAACAGCUUGCAGCAUGGGGGAAGCAAUGACAGCCAUUGCAAAAGUUCUCUUGGAAUGUAGUUUUCUUUCCCAUAAAUGAUACUUUGAGAAUACAGUUAAGGGUUAUUAGUUUUCUGUUUCAUGCUUGGCCUGUGUGAGAGAAUAACACAAGCUGUCACUGCGAAUCAGUAGCUUUAUCCGGUAAAUGUGAGUGUUUAAUAUUUGGCUUGAUUAAAAAUUAACUGAUGAGAGUCCGUGUCAUUGGAAUCUGAAAAUGCCUUUUGUAAGGAAUAUUUCAAGGGCAUGACCAAUGAGGAAAUGACUGGUUUAAAGACAUGGGAAAUUGAGGGGAGGGGUAAUGUGGAUGGAAACAUUUGACUUUGUCUUAAACCCGCUGCAUGUUUGGUACGGGGAAACGUUGGAAAGGACUGCCCUGGUUGUCAUUCUUAAGGACCAACUUGUAGUUUUAUAUUGGCAUUAAGUGAACAAUUUUUAAUUGGUCAUGCAAUUACUGAACACAGAACAGUAAAUUGACUAUUAAUUUAUAUGACUUCUUCACAAUGUACUGUAUUAGUUAUGUUUGUAUAACAGAAAUGACACAGGGAGGUGAAGUUUUGGAGCUCAUGGUUUUAGAGGGUUCAGUCUGUGAUUGCUUGGGUAGAGCAUCAUGGUGUGGAGAGUAUGUGGUGGGUGCUAUUCUUAACCAAUGGGAGGUGGGCAGGGAUGAGAUAACCCCAAGAGCUGACCCAUAUUAUCGACUUCUAGGGUUCACCUGCUGAAGUUUUCAGUUAGGGACUAAGCAUUUAUAAUGUGAGCCUGAGACUGAAGAGAGGACUUUGUGGUUAAGAGCACUAACUUACUCUUCCAGAAGAACUUGGUUAGAUUCCUAGCACCCACAUGGUGGCCAACAACUGUCUGUAAUUCCAGUUCCAGUGGGUCUGAUGUCCUCUCCGGGCUUCUUUCGGCACUCGGCAUGCAGGGGGUACACAAACAUACAGACAGGCAAAACAUUCAUACACACAUAAAAUAAAAUAAUAAAGUAAAAAACUGUGGGCCUAUGGGGAAUGUGUCAUACUGCUAUAAAUGAUAACACAAAUAUAUAGGCCAGGUCUGCAGCACCAUGGUCUGAAGUUCAUCAUCUGGAGCUGGUAGGACUCCAGAAUCAGCCAGUGCACACAAGCCUGGAGCUGAGGAGGCGUUUGUUAGGCCAGGAAGAGGUUCCCAGCCUGAAGGAGGAGCAUAGUUAGCCUAAUGAAGAGGAAAAUGUGUGAGCAGCUGACACGGUGUGGGGACUGAAGAGUACAUCCUGGCUGGAGCAGAGAAGACAGGGCAUGCUGGGAACAUGCACACCGGCCAGUCUGAGACCUUUGGGCAGCUGAUGCUGCUGAGACCGAGAAGGAAUGAAUGUGCAGUGAGAGACCCUGUGCCUGACCCAGGGAAUGGCAGUGUGGAUGCCAGGAACGGACUGUUUUGUGUUGGAAUGGGGUAGGAGGCAGGGGUUAUCUUGGAAGAUGUGGCGGUGCGCUAAACAUUUCAAGUAUCAUUCAUUUUCUCUUUGCGCUGUAGUGGUUUCCCCCGUAACUAUUUCCAGAGCACUGCGCUGAGUGUUUAGGUGUUUAUGAGUCCAUCCUGCCCCCAUAGCUCACUCUCUUAAACCAACAUUAUCUUCUAUGGCUACAAUUCACAAUGGAAUAACCCUUAAAAGGUCAGUUAAUAAACUUUCCUUUGAAGAAAGUUCAGUUACGAAAGGCAGCUGCGAUAGAAUCUUUCCUCAGGUGAAACAAGGACCAAAACUGUUCUGCAGAGUCCUGUGUGGGCCUAAGAAAGGCAGGGACAGCGGUCUGCCUUCCUUGUGGAUUCCAGACCCACACGUCCCGAAUCUCCAGAGAUAGCUUCCAGCAGUGCUUUAGAAGCAGGAAGCUCGGGAGGUGGCGGUCUUGGCAUCCAGGAGAUCCACCUGCCUCCUAAGACACCAGAUUGCUCAACAGGAAUUUGAUCAAACCUAUUUAAUUCUGAAAUUUUGUAUUCUCUACUGCUCUCUAUUGAGAAAAAUUCAAAAAAAUUAAAAUAUGGCUUAAUGAUACAAUGUAUGCCAAACACACACACACACACACACACACACACACACACACAAGCACACAAUAAAACUCAGUCUCUUGCUUCUGGAUAUUUCCCAUCCCAUGAUUCUGUGCUUGUAAAGUAUGCUUUGUGUUUGCUGCAGAGGGAAAUCUACAUGUUUCCCAAUUGAUGUUCAUACAUGAACUCAAGACCCUGUGGGGACUUAUGAGCCAGGCGGUCUUGGACAUGUAGCUCCUAAAAGAACAGUCCUGCCGGGCAGUGGUGGUGCAUGUCUUUAAUCCCAGCACUCAGAAGGCAGAGGCAGGUGGAUCUGUGUGAGGUGGAGGCCAGCCUGGUCUGCAGAGUUAGUCCCAGGACAGGCUCCAAAGCUACAAAGAAAUCCUGUCUCGAAACAAAAACAAAAAGAACAGUCCUAAAAGACUAAUUGGCGAUGUCUGCAAUACCCCACGCUACAGUACUAUAAACUACCCACCCACCCUGUCAACAGAGAGAGGAACCCAGUGAUUACUAAGAUGACAGCUUUUGGUUGUCACUACAUAACCAGCAAUUGUGCUUUUUUAUUUACUUUUAAAAAUGGGCUCCUUUCUAGGUAAAUAGUGAAAAAUGGGCAAACAUUCAUUAAAUUAAAAAAAAUGGUGGUGCUUUUAUCCUUAGGGUCACCCUGAAGUGCACGCUGAUUGCUCACUCAGCAAGCAUGUAUGGGCUUAGUGCAGGACGGGAGUGCUUGCCCAGUGAUGUGAGGGUUCUCUCCAGAGUGUGGCAAACAGUUCUUACUGUCGGGUGUGGUAACUCAUGUCUGCAAUCCCGCACUCAAGAGCUUGGGACUGGAGGAUUGCUGGCGGUUAAAGGUCAGCCUGGUCUUGUGGUGCAGACCUGUUUAAUCCCAGGACUUGAGAGAAGCAAAGACAUACAGGUCUUUUGAUUUGAGGUUGGUCAGCCUGGUUUACAUAACCAGAACAACCAGAGUCACACAGUGAGACCUUGUCUCAAACGACAAAGCAAAACAAAUUGUGUACCAGGCAGAGCUGCCACAAAAAACACAAUAAUCAAGGGCUCAUUCUUCAGUGGGACAUCCAAGCAGUAACGGGGGAGCUAGCAGAACAGAGGGAGGGCUGCAGAGGGACAAAGGCUGUGUGAAGGUGAACUCGGGUGUCGUGGGGUGUUGCUGCAGUUCACACAGCAAAGGACGAACGAAGGCUUUUGUUCGCCAGCACCAAAUUCAGUGCUCUGUCCGUACAUUUACCGUCAGUUUGAAGCCAGUUCCUCUGCAGCAUUAAUUAAAGAGAGAAACUAUUUUUGGAUCAUGUACUUUUAGCAUCUCUCCACUUAGGAAUCUCUGAUUCUUCUUUGUAUUUAUUGCACCACUGGCCAAUGGCCUGGGCAUCAAGAAUCAGGAAGGAAGGAGACAAGCAUUUAUUGAACCCCCUUAAGUGCCAGACUCCAGGUUUAACCUCACACACCUCCUCAGAGUGGGAAGCAGCAUCGUACCCACAGAAAGCCAAGCGAUUUCUCCCACUUCUCAGCAAACCCAGAUCUUACAUUCAGCAACCCCACUGAUAAUUAAUGUCCUCUGGAACAUAAAGAAAAAUUUAAACGUUUAAACAGAGACCUAUUAAAAAUGACAAAUUGGUACAUGUGGGAUUUUGUUUGUGUUUUAUUUUCUUUAAGAAGCUACCCAGUCACCUGUAUUUCAGUUACAAGGAGAUGAAAUCUUUCUCACAUUCUGGGUUCUAAACAGUCUUUCAUAGCUAAGAAAACUGAAGCUUUUAAAGGAGUCUUUCCUGUUUCUUUCUUCUCUGGCUCCAGUAUCUGUGCAGCUUUUGGAAAAAUAAGUGGUCACCGUUGCUUUGACUGCUGUGUGCUUCCACGGGUCAGCAUAUUCAGAAUGAGAACGCCCCCAGUACUGUUCCUGAUCCAGGCAGUGACUUCACCAGCCAAUUGUAAGCUGCCUAAUGCCUUUAAUAGAAAGGUGGCAAAGCCUGUGACUGCACAUCCGCUGUGCUCCUGACUCCCCGCUCGUUCCUAUUUUAGGCCUGACCUUUGUGGUGUUUUUCCAGAGUUCAGGAGUGGAAUGAUACGUUGCUCAAGUUUACAGGGUGAUGAUGUAUCUCUUUUUAGAGUUAGCUGUAAAUUUUGUUCUACUCAGAAGCAAACCCACCUUCAGCCAAGAUGCUGUUUCCAUGCCUGCAUUUUAAUUUGGGUGUUUCAGCCCAGAACAGGACAGUUUUCCAUAAUAACUCUUGAGCAGGAUGCACGGUGUGUGUUGACUUACAGGGCUAAGGGGGAUCCAACAUGAGCCAGGAAACCCCUUUCUUCAAAGAAAUAUAGACAACAAAUUCUGACUAGAAAGGAAACUCUUCCUACUUCCUUAUUAAGUGUUUUUGCUAUUGUUUGUUUUGUUUGAGAUGAGGUCUUGGUGUACAGCUCUGUUAGUCUGAACCUUGUCAUGUAGACCAGGCUGGCCUCAAACUCACAGAGAUAUGCUUGCCUCUCCCUCCCAGGUACUAGGAUUAAA